Molecule: messenger RNA, 1194 nt
Organism: Rhodotorula graminis WP1
Lineage: Eukaryota; Fungi; Basidiomycota; Microbotryomycetes; Sporidiobolales; Sporidiobolaceae
Exons: 7
Coding region: 1-1194 (397 amino acids)
Cellular component (GO): Set1C/COMPASS complex
Molecular function (GO): histone binding
Source: RefSeq, a predicted model, not a curated record
AUGAGCUCUGAGGCGCUCUACCAGCCUCGGCAAGGCACUGCUGCCCUCCACGACGAGCCGCACCCAGACGCACCCGCCGCAAAGCGCAUCCGCCUCGACCUCACCUCGAACGACUCGUCCUCGCUCGACAUCUCUCCCGCACCAGCACGAGGCGGCCAGCACGACUCGCCAGCACCACCACAGCCGCACACUCUCCCCUCCACGAGCGCGCCACCCGCCAAGGCCGCACCCUCACCUCCUCCUCCUCCUCGUCGACCCGACUACGCCCACCGCUUCACUCUCGAGGGCCACAAGAAGUCCAUCUCGUCCGUCAAGUUCAGCCCAGACGGCAAAUGGCUCGUCACAGCCGCCGCCGAGCCGUCGAUCCACCUGCACUCGCUGCCCUCGUUCAGCCUGCACCGCACCUUUUCGUCCCACACGGCCGGCAUCUCGGACGUCGCCUUCUCGGCCGACUCGACCCUGCUCGCCUCGGCGUCCGACGACCGCACCGUGCGCGUGUGGGAGGCCAAGGCCUACGAGGCGGCGAGGGUCCUCCAGGGCCACUUGACGGCCGUCUUCUGCGUCGCGUGGAGCCCGAGGGGCGACUUGGUCGCGAGCGGCGGCGUCGACGAGACGGUGCGCGUGUGGGACGUCCAGAAGGGCCGGUGCAUGCGCGUCCUCCCCGCGCACUCGGAGCCCGUCAGCGCGGUCCAGUUCAGCCGCGACGGCACCAUGCUCGUCUCGUGCUCGUGGGACGGCUACAUCCGCAUCUGGGACACGUCGACGGGCCAGUGCCUCAAGACGCUCGCGCACGAGGACAACACGCCCGUCGCGAGCGUGCGCUUCUCGCCAAACUCCAAGUUCCUGUUGACGGCCACGCUCGACUCGGCCGUGCGCCUGUGGGACUACCAGAACGACAAGGUCGUCAAGUCGUACGAGGGGCACCAGAACCGCAAGUACUGCGUCCCGCCGAUCCUGACGCCCGACGGGCACCACCUCGUGUGCGGCUCCGAGGACCACAAGGUCGUCGUGUGGGACGUCCAGACGCGCGAGGUCGUCGCGGCGUGGGUGGCGCACAAGGACGUAGUCAUGGCGGUCGCGCACCACCCGACGCUCGACAUCCUCGCGACCGGCGCCCUCGAGAAGGUGCGUCCCGGCACCUCCCUCUUCCUCCUCCUCCCUCUCCCUCUCUCUCCCUCUCUCGCCCAAGCCUGA